Molecule: messenger RNA, 696 nt
Organism: Penaeus indicus
Lineage: Eukaryota; Metazoa; Arthropoda; Malacostraca; Decapoda; Penaeidae
Product: sestrin-1-like
Exons: 5
Coding region: 82-696 (204 amino acids)
Biological process (GO): regulation of response to reactive oxygen species; cellular response to L-leucine; cellular response to leucine starvation
Cellular component (GO): nucleus
Molecular function (GO): oxidoreductase activity, acting on peroxide as acceptor; L-leucine binding
Source: RefSeq, a predicted model, not a curated record
GGCGGUGCCACCCAUGCAGCAGCUCCCCUCGGGCCUCGCCGACCGCCCCCCGCUACCCUUACGUUCCCCUCGCCCUCGGCUAUGGUAACUGCGACCUCCUCUGUAAACAUGGGUCAUCUCGGCUUGGCAUGCGAGGGCGACGGCGUGGACCAGAUGCUGGAGGAACACCCGACCUACCUUGAGUGCUUCUCGAGGCUCCAUCAUGAAAUCAUGGCUGGCGACGGACCCCUCCCCGAGCACUACCGACGCUACAUCGCCAUCAUGGCCGCUUGCCGCCACAACUGCAGCUACCUGGUGGAGGAGCAGCGGCAGGCCUUCCGCGAGUCCGGCGGGCCCGAGGAGUGGCUGCUGGGCCUCGAGUUCGCCCCCAAGAAGCUCCAGGAACUCCACCACACCAACCUCAUCCUCGCGCACCAGCCCUGGCUCUACGAUAUACAUCACGUCGAGAAGUUAUUGAAGAGCUGCUGGUCGGUGGGCGAGCUGACGCAAGCCAUCUGCAUCUUGGCGCAGUUCCACGCCCUCUCCUCCUACGUCCACGGCUGCGGGAUCGAGGUGUCGUCCGGGGAGGUCGCCGUCCAGCCGUCCUUCCUGCAGAAUUCAGCUUCCGUUUCCAAUCUCUGGAGUCAAAUCGUGAUAGUUGAGCCGCCUCUGAAAUCGCAUGACCCCUUAGUCUCGAUGUCAUUCACGACACAUUAG